AUGUUGAAGCAUUUUGACCUUGAGGUUGCUUCCAGGAAAAGUGAAUUAUACGUCGACGAUCCAGGUCGAGAAGGAAAAAUUGAUGUUGAAGUGGACGUUUCAUUUCCAAACAUGAAAUGCGAAUACCUCGGAGUAGAUAUACAAGACGAGAAUGGUCGCCAUGAAGUCGGAUUUAUUGAUCGAACUGAGAAAAUUCCAAUUGAAAGUGAUGGGUGUCGAUUCAAGAGCAAGUUCGAAAUCAACAAGGUGCCUGGAAAUUUCCACAUUUCAACACAUUCCGCUGCAACUCAACCGACACAACCUGAUAUGCGACACAUUAUUCACUCGAUACGCUUUGGUGAUGAUGUUUCGGUAAGACAGAAACUUCUCGAAGAGAAGUAA
This is a messenger RNA of Cooperia oncophora, 381 nucleotides long. Lineage: Eukaryota; Metazoa; Nematoda; Chromadorea; Rhabditida; Trichostrongylidae. The record is from the annotation of a GenBank genome assembly.